UUUUUUUCUUUUCCUGGAGGGACAGACCUCAGUGAAGUUGGGAAGGGCAUCUUAAGAACAGUCCAUCAGAGUGGCCACGGCCACAGCGGCCUCUUUGGACGAAAACUCGCCGGUAGCCGCGCUCCCCCCCCACCGGCGUCAGCUUUGGGGAGUGCAGUGGGGCGGGGGCGGGCGGAGCGGCAGACGCGGACAGCCCGUGGCCCUCAGGAGCUGGUAUGUGACAAACAGCUCUAGCGGUGCCAUGUAUUGGAAGAGCGAUCAGAUGUUUGUGUGCAAACUAGAAGAAAAGGACGUGCCGGAGCUGGCUGUUCCCCCCGAGAAGUGCCGAGGGCUCAUGUCGGAGGACUGCGGGCGGACAGCAGCCCUGGCGGCCGGAAGGACUCGGAAAGGCGCCGGGGAAGAAGGACUGGUGAGCCCCGAGGGAGCUGGGGACGAGGACUCGUGCUCCUCCUCCGCCCCGCUGUCCCCGUCUUCCUCGCCCCGGUCCAUGGCCUCGGGCUCUGGCUGCCCCCCAGGCAAGUGUGUGUGCAACAGCUGCGGCCUGGAGAUCGUGGACAAAUACCUGCUCAAGGUGAAUGACCUGUGCUGGCAUGUCCGCUGUCUUUCCUGCAGUGUCUGCAGAACCUCCUUAGGAAGACACACCAGCUGUUAUAUUAAAGACAAAGACAUUUUCUGCAAACUUGAUUAUUUCAGAAGGUAUGGAACUCGCUGCUCUCGAUGUGGGAGGCACAUCCAUUCUACUGACUGGGUCCGGAGGGCCAAGGGGAAUGUCUAUCACUUGGCGUGCUUUGCCUGUUUUUCCUGCAAAAGGCAACUUUCCACGGGAGAGGAGUUUGCUUUGGUAGAAGAGAAAGUCCUCUGCAGAGUGCAUUAUGACUGCAUGCUGGAUAAUUUAAAGAGAGAAGUGGAAAAUGGUAAUGGGAUUAGUGUGGAAGGUGCCCUCCUCACAGAGCAAGAUGUUAAUCAUCCAAAACCAGCAAAAAGAGCUCGGACCAGCUUUACAGCAGAUCAGCUCCAGGUUAUGCAAGCACAGUUUGCUCAGGACAACAACCCAGAUGCACAGACCCUCCAGAAACUGGCAGAGAGGACAGGCUUGAGCAGACGUGUGAUACAGGUGUGGUUCCAGAAUUGUAGAGCACGCCAUAAGAAACAUGUCAGUCCCAAUCACUCCUCCUCUGCCCCAGUUACGGCAGUCCCACCCUCAAGGCUGUCUCCACCCAUGCUAGAAGAAAUGGCUUAUUCUGCCUACGUUCCCCAAGAUGGGACGAUGCUGACUGCACUGCAUAGUUAUAUGGAUGCUCAUUCACCAACAACUCUUGGACUCCAGCCUUUGUUACCCCAUUCAAUGACACAACUGCCAAUAAGUCAUACCUAAUUCCUUUUUUCAGGGAUAGAAAUGAUUAAGGAUAUAAACUUGUCAUUUAUUAUGUAUAAAAUAUCAUUAAAAAGAUAUUAAUGUUAAUUUUUUAUUUAACACCCAAAGCAUUUCCAACAUCACUUUGCUGCCCAGGUAUGUAUCUAUAGUUGGCCUGCAAGACACUUUUAUCAAUUCUUCAUUUUUUUGUAAAACAUGUUUACAAGAAAAUCAAAACCUUUUUUUUUUUGUAUUGUCUGGAAAUAGUUCACUCUAGUAUGUAUCUGUUAAUUUAUUUGUCAUCAAAAGAGCACUUUGCCUAAGAGAAAGGACUGACAAGUGUGCAAAAUGUUUACAAUCUUUUGUGAAAUUGUAGUUUAUCAUUAGUUUGUAUCUGUAAGUUAUUGUUAUAAAUAUUACCUGUAUUUUUUGUUAUAUACAACUUUAUACUUUGAAGCUUGUAUCUGUGAAUUUGCAACUGAAAUUUAUUUUGCCAGUGUUUUCUGAAUGAACUGAAUAAAGCUUCUGUUGUAGCAUGCCAUGCAAACACAUUAUUGUGUUUGUAGUUGAUGGAUUAUGGCUGUAAAUAACAUUAUAGUUUAAUAAACCCAGCAUUCUAAGUUUAUUAAAC
Molecule: messenger RNA, 1985 nt
Organism: Lepus europaeus (European hare)
Lineage: Eukaryota; Metazoa; Chordata; Mammalia; Lagomorpha; Leporidae
Gene: LHX8
Product: LIM homeobox 8
Exons: 9
Coding region: 242-1375 (377 amino acids)
Biological process (GO): neuron differentiation; regulation of transcription by RNA polymerase II; forebrain neuron development
Cellular component (GO): nucleus
Molecular function (GO): RNA polymerase II transcription regulatory region sequence-specific DNA binding; DNA-binding transcription factor activity, RNA polymerase II-specific
Source: RefSeq, a predicted model, not a curated record